This is a messenger RNA of Saprolegnia parasitica CBS 223.65, 788 nucleotides long. RefSeq lists its product as hypothetical. NCBI's taxonomy places the organism in Eukaryota, Oomycota, Saprolegniomycetes, Saprolegniales, Saprolegniaceae. The record is from RefSeq and is a predicted model, not a curated record. The coding region runs from base 69 to 788 and encodes 239 amino acids. The transcript is spliced from 4 exons.
UCACGUGCGAGUCGCCGAACGCGGUCGCGAGUGGCGCCAGCAGAGUCGCAUUUGCGAUCAUCAUCGGCAUGCACGUUCCCAAGUGGCAGCGCCGCUUGUACGCUGCGCUCGGGACCUCCGUCCUCGUCUUCGUCGUCGCCGCGCUCCUCGUCUUCCUCACGAGUACGUCCAGCGGUGCUGGCCACAUUGACGCCUCCGCGCCUGGCGCUGUGCCAUCUCCAACGACAGCCGCGCCAGUGGCCUCUGUGCAAGGCACGAUCGUCGAGCCCAGCGUGGUGCCGACGCCCGCGCCGACGACACCGACACCGACACCGACACCGACACCGACACCGACGCCAAGCACGAGUCGCGCCGAAGCGCGGACGGCGCAGCCGCCGGGAACGUACCGCUUCAUCAACUACUGCAACGGCACGGCGCAGAACGCGCUGUACUGGCGCUGGCUCAAUGUGCCCGACCACGUAGCGCCGCUACCGUACGGCGCAUCGAUCGAUUUCAAGUUUUCGGACUUUGGGACGUCGGCGAUGGCCCGUCUCGGCGCGUCCGUCGACGCCACGUUGUUUGAGUUCAACUGGGAUGGAGCCCGCGUCUGGUACGACCUUAGUGUGGUGCCCGUUGCUUGUGGGUCGAGCUGGGACCGCGUCGAGGUUUUUGGUGUCGUCGAGCCAUCGUGUGUGAGCGCCUACUGUGCGAACGCGACGUGUCCAAACAUCUAUCAAGUGCCCAACAGCCACAAGACGCACGACUGCGGCCCCCUGACACGAUUUGUUGUUACGUUUUGUUAUGUGUAA